This is a messenger RNA of Entrophospora candida, 1512 nucleotides long. The record is from the annotation of a GenBank genome assembly. Lineage: Eukaryota; Fungi; Glomeromycota; Glomeromycetes; Entrophosporales; Entrophosporaceae.
AUGCAGAGAGGGAGUUCACUAGCUCAAGACCUUAAAUGUUUGAUCAAUAACCCUCGUUAUAGUGAUAUCGAAAUAAACUGUGAAGAUGGUAUAGUUCUUCACGCGUCUAGAGUAAUAUUGGCAGCUCGUUCAGAAGUACUCGAUAGAAUGUUAUACAACGGAAUGAAAGAAUCUACACAAAAUGAAAUUUAUUUACCAAAAAUCAACUCUAAAGCAAUGCAAGUAGUUCUAGAGUUCUUAUAUACCGGUAGCAUAGGAGAAAAAACCUUGACUGGAAAAAACGCAAUUGAAGUAUUCCAUGCAUCUGAUUAUUUCAUGUUACCAGAUUUACAAGAUUAUGUGAUGAUUUAUAUAGAGAACUGUCACGACGAAAGUAAACACGACUCAAUUACAAGACUUUAUACAAAAUUUGUCGAGAUUAUGGGUCCAUUAACACACAAUGAAUUGUUCAAAAGAUUAUUUCAUCUAGUUGCUUCAACACCAUUGGACUACGUUAGUUACAACAUGUUUUCCGGCCAAUCGUUACAAGUUUUGUUGUCUCAUUCAUUAGAAAUGAAGGAUGAAUACUUUGCUACUUCAGAGUAUGGAGUAUUCCGAUACUUGGUUUUAUGGGGCGCAAAUCAAGUAUCACGUAAUGCCGUGACUCUUUUCCAGUUUUUAUUACCUUCUGCCGAAUCAAUUUUGGCUGGUGGAAGUUUUAAUAUUAGGAAAGAAAAAAAACAUAGUCGCCGUCGUCAUCGUGAUCAUCAGAAUUAUUACCAAGGUAAUGGCAGUGACGUUGAUGAUAAUGACAACGAGGAUGACGAUCUUGCUAUUAAAGAAUCAAAUAAACAUCAAAUUAAAGAAUCAUUGAGAACUGCUAUUAUUGAUAUUAUAUCAUCUACUCUACCAUUCAUUGAUUUUAGAUUAUUUGAUCCGGACGUUUUGGUAAAUGUGAUUGAACCAUUAGAUAUAAUCCCAUCAAAUAUUUUAUAUCAGGCAUAUCGCUAUCACUCAACAAGAAAAAUGCCCAAAAACACAACUAGAGGUCUUGCUCCACCAUUAAGAUGGGAUAGAAAUAAGCAAUACGAACCAUUUAUACGUCAUACCGGUGAUAAUGACACCUUGAUUAUUUCUAAAAAUCAAUCACAUUUAGUAUUUAAAACAACUCAAGGUUUUAAAAAUGGUUACCACAAAUGGGAUAUAAUUGUGGAAGAGUCAUUUGAACAGACAGUUUACAUUGGUGUUUGCGGCACAGAUAUUGAUCAUUUACAAUUCCUUGGUAAUCAGAAACACGGUUGGGUUUUUGGAUCGGAUGGUACCAUUUAUCAUGACGGGGAAAGUUAUUAUUAUGGAGAACCUUUUGAUGAUCUAUCAAAAAUCACUGUUCAUCUGGACAUGAACAAAAGAACUUUGGCCUUUUCUAUUGACGGCGAUUAUUUUGGUAUUGCUUUUACCAAUAUUCCAUCAAAGGUUUAUCCCGCUAUUUCAUUAACGGAUAGAGCACAAUUUAAAAUUAGAGAACACAAAUAA